AUGGCAACCCCAGCUCUCGUGCACAGAAUACGCUUCAAUAGCACCGUCACAUUCCAGGGAGAUAUGCAUCUGGACAAAUUCCUCACUCGACAGCUCAUGGACGCGCGAAAAACACGGGACAGCUUUCGAACAAAUCUCCUCCGUACGGUCAUUGGCGAACUCCAGACCGAGCAAAAGUUGCUGGCAUCUCAAAAGGGCACUACGCCUGAAAAGCUGGAAGAGAGUGCAUUAAAGAGCGUCAGAAAGGCUAUUACAAAACGAAAAGCAGCUGCAGAAGAGUAUCGAUCCUCCAACCUAGUAGAGACUGCAGAGAAUGAAGAACGAGAAGCAGCCUAUCUAGAGUCUAUUCUCCCAAGACAACUCGACGAGGCCCAACUCCGAGCGGCGAUAGAGAGCGCCUAUGCCGAGAUUCGCUCUGACGAGUCUCUCUUCCCCGCUGACAAGAAUCCUAACCCCAAAGCUAUUGUGGAGCGCAUCUCCGAGCUCGUCGGGGCUAGCCACGGCAAGGGCUCGUUUAGCGGUGGGAGCGUCUUUAGCAUCGUCAUGCCUAUGCUCUCAAAGGAUGGCGUAAUUAAAGCAAAGUCAAAGUAG
This is a messenger RNA of Serendipita indica DSM 11827, 591 nucleotides long. The record is from the annotation of a GenBank genome assembly. Lineage: Eukaryota; Fungi; Basidiomycota; Agaricomycetes; Sebacinales; Serendipitaceae.